CAGCGCCCCAGAGGAAGUAGUGGUGUCGUCGCAUGGUGGUGACGCGGCAGGUGUUUAUAAUCAGGUUUUAUCGGUAAAAGAGAGGUUCUGAAUGGUUCUGAAUGAUCCGGUAACGGAGCUCCUGCAGAGUUAGCUGACGUCACUGCAGGAGCGUGACAUGAACAUGGGAUCUAAAGGGAAGAAGAAGAAAAUGGUCCUACCAGCUCGACCUGAGCCACCAUCCGUGGAGCAGAUAAUCGAGGACAUAAACCGAGCCGAACCCUGCGAUCCGGUCUUCAGGUUUCUACAGAUCCCUAAUGAAGGAUCGAUCAGCAGCGAUGUGGAGGUCCGUUACACGCAGAGCCGACGCUACCUGGACCUGAACGAGAAGCUGCAGGAGGCUCUUGCAGACCUGACGUGCAGGAGAGACGAGCUCAGGGUGGUGGGAGAGACUUUAGAGGGAAGUGUUGCAGCAGUGAAGAGCAGAGCACUCUGAGUGAUCUCCAUCUCCUCCUGAGAACUUCUUACUCCUCAUAUUAAUGUACCGCAUGAAAUCUCUCACAUGGAGACUGAAUGGACUUUCUGUGUUUCCUGAAUAAACACAAUGACGUCAUGCGUCAUUUAAAGAC
Silurus meridionalis is the source of this 608-nucleotide messenger RNA. RefSeq names its product chromosome 9 C19orf25 homolog (gene c9h19orf25). NCBI's taxonomy places the organism in Eukaryota, Metazoa, Chordata, Actinopteri, Siluriformes, Siluridae. The record is from RefSeq and is a predicted model, not a curated record. Bases 158 to 475 code for a protein of 105 amino acids. The transcript has 2 exons.